This is a messenger RNA of Hippoglossus stenolepis (Pacific halibut), 3377 nucleotides long. It is a transcript of the gene ccdc106a, whose product is annotated as coiled-coil domain containing 106a. Gene Ontology annotation, cellular component: nucleoplasm. The record is from RefSeq and is a predicted model, not a curated record. The coding region runs from base 215 to 1405 and encodes 396 amino acids. The transcript is spliced from 8 exons. Lineage: Eukaryota; Metazoa; Chordata; Actinopteri; Pleuronectiformes; Pleuronectidae.
GGAAAUGACGCGGGAGAGGGAGUUAAAAAAAAAAUAAAAGAGCGAUAAUUGUUAUUGUUAGCUUGUUAGCUAGCAGCUGAGCUCGACAGAUGGGGAUAUGACAGAGUAAUAACGACUUAUUACAUGUGCACGAUUCAGUUAUUACAAACGUAAAGUGUCUGAUGACAUUUCUGCUAAACCCUGACACUAAUCCAACAUAUGUCAGGGCUCUGAGAUGGAGAACGGAAACAGGACUGAUGCUGCUUCCACAUCCAAGAGCCACGCAGGCUCCCUCCACCUGCAGACUCCAAAAAACGAGGAUGCUUAUGAAAUUGCCAUCCCCUAUGAGGAGAGCAACUUUGAGCAGCAAGGGUUUUUCAACCAGAGUGAUCAGAAUUUUGAUGAUUCGCCCCCAUCCGCUGGUCCGUCUCCAGGCAACAACUCAUACAUGGUGAUCACCAACCUGCGCACCCAGCUGCAGAUCUCUCUGGAGAAAAACUCUUGGCUUCAGAAAAGAAUUGAGGACCUGGAAGAGGAGAGGGAUUUCCUCCGGUGCCAGCUGGACCGCUUCAUCUUUUCCACAAAGAGCCAGGGACAGGAGCAGAGUCAGAGCCAGUACAGUAACGGUUAUGAAUCCAGGCGAUUCAACUGGAGGGUAAGACGAGAGGAGGAUCGUCCUGCUGGUAAAGAGCAACAGAAGUCGGCUGCAGAGCAUUUCCCCUCACGUCAGUUUAUCCAGCGAAGGCCUGGUCCUCCAACUAUGGUGCCUUCCAAAAACCACGUCUCCAGUCCGCUAACCAAUCAGCUUGCCUCUAUGAACGCUUUGUUCAGCUCUACACAAUCACAGGCCCUCUUGCAAAGCCAUAGCCACAGCAACGCCAGUACGACAGCCGGGGGCAGCAGUGGCAACAGCAACAGUGGACAUGGCAGCAUAGGUCCAGAUUCCCUUUCACUUCUGGGGGAAUCUGAAGAGUACUUGGACCAAGACGGGUACCUUGAGGAGGAAGAAAUGAUAUCAGGGGAAGAUGUAAUGCAAGAUACCCUUAACAGCAACAGACACCAGUUGAAGAGAAGGCGAGUCUUCCGAGCUCCUAGAGAGCGGCAGAGAGUGAAAGAUGCUGCUGGAGUGCUGUUUCGCUACAAGAAAAUCCUGCUUACAUACCAGCGUCUGAAAAACAUGUCCAAAGCCUUCCAAAUCCAUGGUGUGGACCGCAACACGGUGGCUUCCACUACACCCAUAGCUGAGCUUCUAUUAGUGGCCCCAGAGAAGGUGGCAGAGGUGGGCGAGUUUGACCCGUCCAAGGAGAAGCUGCUGGACUACGCCCGGCGCUGCUACACUGCCCUGGAUGAGGAGACACUCAGCAGAGUGCAGGCCUUGAAGAAGAAUAACCUGCUCUUGCCCAUCUCCUACAGGUUCAGACACUGAGAUAGACAGAGGAAUGGGGAAAAACCACAAAACUUUAAAGCUGGUGGUUGAGAGGAGAGGAGAGGCAGUUGGGUUCUGCUGCAGCAGACCAGCUCACCUCUCAGGCACAGAGAUGUCCAGAGGGAUGAAAUAUUUUAAGAACUCAGCAUCCUGAAUGUGGCCAUUUAGGCUUCAGCUGAGAUCUUUGCUUGUCAGACAAUUAAAGUUCUCAUGUCCCUUUUAUUAUCAACAGUCAGACAAUUAAAGUUCUCAUGUCCCUUUUAUUAUCAACAGUCAGACAAUUAAAGUUCUCAUGACCCUUUUAUUAUCAACACAGAGCAGUUGGAGCAAAUUGAUAUUGAGGAUGUGUCAGUUGCAGCUGGAAAGGGAAACUACAUGGCUUUUAUUUCUCAAAGAGCAAAAUGGCAUGUCCGACUUAUUCAGAAUCUCUGAACGAGAAUGUGUCUUUGCUAUUAGGUUUAUAGAAGUAUUGCUUUUAAAUGAGUGUAGCCAAUGUAGCUCAUACAUAUUUCAGAGUUUAGGUUCAGAGACACUCACGUUUUACCUUCUUUUCAUCCAGAUCAGUUUGAGGCGAGAUGUUCAUUAACUGACUUCUUGGAUCAUUUCAGUUGCUGGCUCCCUAAAUGAUUUAUAAUAUUGGGAAUUUUUAUCACUUUACUUGUGUGCAAUUUUGAAACUGACCUUAAAAUAUGGUAAUCAAAAUCUUGUGUGUGUUAGCAUGACACUUCACUCCAUAGAUGUUGCCAUGCUUUUAGGAAUUAUCAGUGAUUGUUUCAUAUUUAUAUUGCUCUAUGGGUCUAUUAUUUUUUGCAUUGUCAUCAUAUCAACUAUUUACACUUGCCUUAAGACAUUUUUUGUGAUUUCCUCUAUUUGUCACAUCAUUUUGAGUUCGCUUUUCCUUUCUACUUCUACAGACUUAAAGGGAAGGAAGAACUCAUCAGACAAAGAGACAGAUGAGAUUUUGAAGUGACUAUAGUAAACACUAGUUUAAACAUAUUAUGUGGUGGAAAUGCAUUACUGCAACAUAAGCCACGUGGUUUUUAUUAAAAAUAAAAAACACAAACACAAACAUUGGUGAUAUUGUAUGUUUGCCUCAUAAUAAUAAGGCAAGUCCCAGUUUUAAAAAUAGUACUGCAGCAUUUCUCAUUGUAUCAACCCUUUUUGUAAUUAUCUGCACUAAAAAUACACUAAAGGUAACUUCUUAUUCUUCUGAUAUUGAGGCUCUUGAAAUGAUUUUGUGACAGUGAUACCUUUUGUAAAAUAUGGUACAGAGCAUUUACACUAAUUAUUACUAAAAUUACUAUUUGUAACAUUGUGUAACUUUUGCUUCUUUGUGAAUUCUUUUUAGUCACAAAUCAUUUUACAGUGUGACUUACAGCAUCAGUAAAAGCAGCUAGCAUGUGCACACAGGAUGUGUUAUUGCUUCCCAGUGUGUCUCUGCAGAUUCAUGUGAUACAAGCUAUUUGACGAAGCUGUUGUUUAUACAGGUCUUGUCAAAAUUCAUAAUUUUCCAAGCAGCAUAUUGUAUGAUAAUGUGUGGUGUCCAUGCCAGUACAGUGACAUGAUAUGAGCUCUUAUUUCAAAACAGGGUACUGUGAAAUACGCUGACUUACGGCUUCAAGUGUCAUUAUUUAAUGGAGCAUUUUCAUGAAACUAAAUAUCGACUGGUUCUCCUAUUCAUGUGUGUAAGGUGCAUAGCAAGAUGCAGUGUUUUAGAAAACAACAAUCUGUAUAAUUUUUCGGUCUCAUAUUUAUGUAUAUGGAGUCAAAUGUGUAUCUCACAUAAUGGCAGUUAUUCAACAAAUGUAUAUUGAGAAUCAAAUGUCAUGAACACAGUUGAUUUCUUACCGAACAUGUAUAUUUAUUAAGCUGUAAGAUCCAACCUCACUCACUGAAGGCAAAUACUUAUGAUUCAUGGACUGUACUGCGAAGACAGAAAUGUGAUUAAAACAUUUGAUUCCCUACAUAUAAA